Messenger RNA from Cuscuta campestris, 1797 nucleotides. The record is from the annotation of a GenBank genome assembly. NCBI's taxonomy places the organism in Eukaryota, Viridiplantae, Streptophyta, Magnoliopsida, Solanales, Convolvulaceae.
AAAAAAAUUAAAGAAGUAUUCAUGAAGAGGGAGCUGGAUUCACUUGGUGUUAUCGUUGAGAUUUGAAGUCUGGGAGCCGUCGAUGUUCUCGUCGUCCCAAUUCACGGUAAACGUCUCUGCUUGCGCAGCAAAUAUGAAGCAUUUCCCUCCGGUCACUUCAAAGAGCGUCGCCGUCAUCGGCGCCGGAGCUGCCGGGCUAGUGGCCGCCAGGGAGCUCCGGCGGGAGGGCCACGGCGUCGUGGUGUUUGAGCGUGAAAACCAGAUCGGCGGCACCUGGGUGUACUCCCCGACCGUCGAGUCCGAUCCGCUGGGAAUUGACCCCCGCAGGGAAGUCGUUCAGUCGAGCCUCUAUGCCUCCCUUCGGACCAACCUCCCCCGGGAAGUAAUGGGGUUCCUGGACUACCCGUUCGCAAACCCUAGAAAACCCAAUCGAGACCCGAGGCGAUUUCCGGGUCAUGGGGAAGUUCUGGAAUACUUGAAGGACUUCGCCUGCGAAUUCCGGCUUACUGAACUAGUCCGGUUUGCAACAGAGGUUAGGUUUGUGGGUUUGGCUGACGAAGGGAAGUGGGAAAUUAGGUCAUUUGGGAGAGAUCAUGGCGGAGAUGCGCUUGUGAAUGAGGUGUAUGAUGCUGUUGUGGUCUGCAAUGGCCACUUUACUGAACCCAGGAUUGCUGAAGUUCCAGGGAUGAAUGUUUGGCCAGGCAACCAAAUUCACAGCCAUAAUUACCGAAUCCCUGACGAUUUCAAAGAUCAAGUUGUAGUGGUGAUAGGCAGCUCAGCUAGUGCUGAAGAUAUCUCCAGAGAAAUAGCUAGAGUUGCUACAGAGGUCCAUAUUGCAUCGCGAUCAUUUCAAAAAAACAAAAGCUCGGAAAAGUUGUCUGGGUAUGAAAAUGUUUGGCGACACCCCAUGAUAGAAGCUCUUGGCUCUGAUGGUCGAGUGAAUUUUCAGGAUGGAAUUGUAAUUUGUGCUGAUGCUAUCAUACAUUGCACCGGAUACAAAUACGGUUUUCCUUUCCUUGAAACUGGCCGUGUUUUACGCUUGGAUGACAAUCGUGUUGGGCCACUGUACAAACAUGUUUUCCCACCGUCCCUCGCCCCGGGGCUUUCAUUUGUUGGAAUUCCAUGGAAGGUUGCUCCGUUCAUCUUGUUUGAGUUGCAAAGCAAAUGGAUUGCCAAGGUCCUAUCUGGUCGAGUUCGUCUUCCACCAGAGGAAGAAAUGGUUGCUGAGAUUGAAGCUUUCUACUUGAACAUGGAGAAACGUGGUCUCCCAAAAAGACAUACCCAUCAACUUGGGGAACAACAGUUUGAGUACGAUGACUGGUUGGCUGCGGAGUGUGAUUAUCCACCGAUCGAAGAAUGGAGAAAGGAAAUGUACUAUGUGACAAGCCAGAGAAGAAGCGAACAGCCUGAGACGUAUCGCGACCUAUGGGAUGAUGAACCCUUAAUAUCACAGGCACAUGAACAUUUCCUCAGAUUCCUUCCAAAGACUCCCAGUAGCUAAAGUUUGAAUGGAAAAUGUACCGUUUUCACCCUCAUCUGUGUCAUAUCACUCCAAUUUCAGUCACUUCUGUAAAAAAAAUAAUAAUAAAACCAUAUAGUAUGUGCACUGCUUGCUGUUUGUAUUAAAAUGUUGUAAUUUACGGAGUAUUCAAUAAAUUUACAGGGCAAAACAGUCCACCUUUGUUUUUGGUCUAAGUAACUGGCAUAUAGCUCAUGUUUCCAUUUGUACUCUAUGUAGCUCAUGUUUCCAAUUUCCAGGUCAGAAAAUUCAUGUAUAUUUUCACUUGAGAUCAUUUC